UUGCCACUUUUCCCUCACUGCAGUACGCUGUCUACCUACCGAAGUUCGUUCGCGGCCCAUGGAAGGGCAGAAGAUGUCGAGCAAAAAAUCUUCAAAAAUUACAGUGGAGCAAUUCAUCUCCACCAUGCUCCCUUUGAUCGAUAUGGAGAAGGAGGCUGAAAUAUCAGCAUCUCUUGGUUUGUCGUCAACAAGGAGUUCGUCUGCUUCUCAGAAAAGAGGCUCCACAAUUUUUAAUCUUAAAUGUACAGAUGCUCAGACGGGAUUAAUGGGGAAGACCCUUCUUGAGUUUCAGCCUAAUAAGGGUGUUGUUCUCCCUGCACACAAGUUUUCCACUCAUGAUGUGGUUGUUCUGAAACCAAACAAAGCUGAUCAAGGUUGUUCUUCACUUGGACAGGGUGUAGUUUAUCGCUUGAAGGAUUCUUCUAUUACUGUUGCUUUUGAUGAAAUUCCUGAUGAUGGAUUGAACAGCCCUUUGCGUCUUGAGAAGGUUGCUAAUGAGGUAACCUACAGCAGGAUGAAGGAUGCCUUGAUUCAACUCAGCAAGCAUAAGGGUCCAGCUAUAGAAAUGAUUCCCGUUUUAUUUGGAGAGAAAUUGCCCACUUCUACAAAGAAGAUUAUGCAAUAUUCUCCCUUCAACAAAAAUCUUGAUUGUUCUCAGAGGGAUGCUGUCUCAAAAGCCCUAUCUUCAGGGAAUGUUUUUUUGCUUCAUGGUCCUCCUGGAACUGGCAAAACAACAACUAUAGUGGAGAUAAUACUGCAAGAAAUUAAACGUGGUUCCAAGAUUCUUGCCUGCGCUGCUUCCAAUAUUGCUGUUGAUAACAUUGUUGAGCGACUUUUUCCAUUCAGAGUUAGGUUGGUGAGGUUGGGGCAUCCUGCACGUUUGCUACCCCAGGUACUGGAGAGUGCCCUUGACGCACAGGUUCUAAGAGGGGAUAACAAUACCCUGGCAAAGGACAUUCGCAAGGAAAUGAAGGUUUUGAAUGAGAAGAUGCUGAAGUCCAAGGACAGGAAUUUGAGGAGGGAUAUCAGGAAAGAGCUGAGGACACUUUCUAAAGAAGAGAGAAGAAGACAACAAUUAGCAGUCACAGAUGUUAUAAAAAAUGCAGACGUUGUUCUAACAACAUUAACCGGUGCUGCUUCUCACCAAUUGGAUAAAAUUAUGUUUGAUUUAGUUGUAAUUGACGAAGCUGCUCAGGCCCUUGAGGCAGCAUGCUGGGUUGCUUUGUUAAAGGGAUCUAAGUGUAUACUUGCUGGAGACCAUCUCCAGCUCCCCCCUACAAUCCAAAGUACCGAAGCUGAGAAGAUGGGCUUAGGAAGAACCCUAUUUGAACGAUUAGCUGACCUGCAUGGAGGGGAGGUUAUGUCUAUGCUUACAGUCCAGUACAGAAUGCACGAACUUAUAAUGAGCUGGUCAUCUGGUGAAUUCUAUGGUGGUAAGAUACAAGCCCAUUCAUCUGUUGCUGAGCAUAGGCUUUGGGAUCUUGAAAAUGUGGAGAGGUCAUCUUCAACGGAACCAACUCUUAUAAUUGUGGACACGGCAGGGUUUGAAAUGGAAGAGAAAAAAGACGAGGAAGAUAGCACACUAAAUGAGGGUGAAGCAACAAUUGCAAUAGGUCAUGCUCUGAGACUGGUUGAGAGUGGCGUUCAGGGAUGCGAUAUAGGGAUCAUCACUCCCUAUUCUGCACAGGUCACAUAUCUUAAGGUCUUGCGUGGUACAGAAGCCAAAUUGAAAGAUGUUGAAAUUUCUACAGUUGAUGGAUUCCAAGGUAGGGAAAAAGAAGCCAUCAUCAUUUCCAUGGUCCGUUCAAACCUAAAAAAGGAGGUGGGCUUUCUCACUGAUCAUCGUCGCAUGAAUGUGGCAAUCACUCGUUCCAGAAGGCAGUGUUGUCUGGUCUGCGAUACUGAAACUGUUUCUCAGGAUGACUUCUUGAAACAGUUAGUUCAGUAUUUUCAAGAGCAUGGAGAUUAUCUGAGUGCAUCAGAAUACGGGCAUUGAAUAUGGAGGUUUGCUUUAAGAUUUGCAUUAGUUUUUAUCUAGAUUUAUGUGCAUAUCAUCGAAGUUUGUAAUUUCUUAAUUUUGAGAUUCGAUGAUUGAUUGCAACUAUGAUUUUUAAAACCCUCAUAAAAAUGGUAUCACAAUUAGUAUGAGGGAAAAAAAUUGUGUACGUAAGACCUACGCAGCGCUGCGUACGUUUUUGGAGGUUAUAUAGAGGGUAUAUGGGGGUUAUAUCUGCGUUAUACCCCCUUGUAACCUACAUGUAACCUUCUGUAACCUACAUGUAACCUAUAAAUAAGUUUUGCGCUUCUCUUUUCAUAUAGUAAAAACUUAUUUGAAUGUUACAGGUAGGUUACAUGGAAGUUACAAGGGGGUAUAACACGGAUAUAACCCCAUUAUACCCCUUAUAUAACCUCCACAAUGUACGCAGCUCUACGUACGUCUUACGUACGCAAAUUUUUUCCCAGUAUGAGAGCUUGAAAUGCCAAGAUGUGAAUGGACGGUC
Phalaenopsis equestris is the source of this 2501-nucleotide messenger RNA. RefSeq names its product DNA-binding protein SMUBP-2. Gene Ontology annotation, molecular function: 5'-3' DNA helicase activity; ATP binding; DNA binding. Bases 59 to 1996 code for a protein of 645 amino acids. The record is from RefSeq and is a predicted model, not a curated record. The transcript has 15 exons. Lineage: Eukaryota; Viridiplantae; Streptophyta; Magnoliopsida; Asparagales; Orchidaceae.